AUGGCCAUGUGGAAUGUAGUUCGUUUGGAAGAAGAACAAGACUGGCUUCAAAAUAAUCAGGACGAUCUGGUAAGCAUAUUGAAUGGGGAAAGUUUUCACGAUAUUAACAAAGAAUUUUUGGAUCAAGAGGAUGAAGAAAAUGCCAGGAGAAACAUGUUUAUGCAGGAGGAAUCAUGUGCUGGAGUGGAAUUGGAAUAUUCAUGCUUUUCUGGAUUACAUGAAAUUGGAGAGAUCACAGUCAGGCCAUCUUGGAUCCAUAGUGCAGAGCAAGACUUGCUUGUUCCAGGUAACAAAAUGCAUAUUGCAGAUUAUAUUAAGAUGAGAAGUGAAUCAUUAGGAUCUUUAGGAAACAGUGGUAGCGAGGACAGGCCGGAUCUUGGUUUGGGAAAAAUUGAUUCGCCACCGAAUAAUGAAGCAAAGCUUGUGCCUCUUGUAGAAAUAACUUCAGUCAGUAACAUUGGUCAGUCGUAUUUACAACCUGAAGCAAAUUCAGAGUCCAGUGAUAUCUUAGGAGAUUGCUCUUCAUCAUGUGUUUCAUCUCAUUCGACUUCUGAAUCAUCUGGCAGUUCUAGUUCAGGAUCUACUACUUUCACAGCUUCUAGAGAUUCUACAAAAGGUGCAAUUCCCAAGAACAGUGUGUCUAAAACUUGCUCUUCAACUCACUCAAAAAGUAAUGAUGACACAUCUAAAGACCCUGUAGCUGUGGACAAUAACAAAAACAUCCAUGAUGAACCUAGACCUACAGUAGCAAAUCCAAACCCAAAAGUUCCAAGUUAUAAGUGCACAAAUUCUGCCGAAGAUAGCAUAGAGGAUAGCAUCACAUUCAAUCCCAAAAAGGUAUUAGGGGUGGAACAAAUUAGACAGCUUUUGAAGUCUAGUGCUCUUAGUAAUGACAAUGCUCAGUUUUUGAUCAAGAAGAUUCUUCACAGCGACAAGAAUACGUCUGAAUUUCAUAAUACAACUGACAUAACUGAGUUAGAUGCCAGUACAGAAGUUUUAGAACUUAGAGCAAAGAGAGAAGCUCUUAUGUCAUCGAAAACUCAAAAUAAAAAACUUCAAGAAUUGAAAGGAAAGGAGAACAUCAAUUCAUUAUCUCAUGUAAAACACUUCAAAGCCCCAGAUCGUAUUCCCUUGCAACCCGCUGUGAAUUCAGAAAAAAAUGUAGAUAGUCCUGUUAACAAACAUAUGGAACGGUUAAAAGUUCUCAGGACUGGGUCUGCACCUUUGCAACUCACACAAGAUUCAGUUGGGCUUGAAGCUCAUAUUCACUGUCACCCAAAAGCAAAACAAGUAGGUACUGAUUUGGGAAAAAAUAGCAUGGAUGAAACCGUGCGAGGUAUUCCAUAUAAAUCGAGAAUAUUAGAAGAUAGUUCAGAAAUCUCAGCUAACGAGUUUUUCACGAUUCAUCCAGCAGUGGGCUUUGAUUCGUCACUCCUUGUGCCCCACGUUCCAAUCCUAGAAAAAUAUCUUCCAAAGGUAGUUCAGAAUGAGAAUCCUUUCGUUAUUCAUGGUAACCAGCUGUACACUAAAGAUAAAAGACCAGCCAGUAAUGCAAAGACAGCCUCUAGACCAUUGCCAAGGAUGGGGUUAGCUUCCAGUUUGGUUAAAGCACCUUGUGCCAAAAACUUCUAUGAUAAGACAGUGGAUGUUGACACUAGGAAUUUAAAUGAAAACUGGUUAUCAAUAAGCCACAAAUUUGUUGUCAUGCAGAUCUGA
Macrobrachium nipponense is the source of this 1716-nucleotide messenger RNA. RefSeq lists its product as uncharacterized. The transcript is spliced from 5 exons. The record is from RefSeq and is a predicted model, not a curated record. Lineage: Eukaryota; Metazoa; Arthropoda; Malacostraca; Decapoda; Palaemonidae. The coding region runs from base 1 to 1716 and encodes 571 amino acids.